This is a messenger RNA of Lasiosphaeria miniovina, 750 nucleotides long. RefSeq lists its product as uncharacterized. Lineage: Eukaryota; Fungi; Ascomycota; Sordariomycetes; Sordariales; Lasiosphaeriaceae. Bases 11 to 613 code for a protein of 200 amino acids. The record is from RefSeq and is a predicted model, not a curated record. The transcript has a single exon.
GCCAUUGGUAAUGUUGGCGAGGGGCGUCUCAGGUUCCUUAGGAGCCGGAAGAGGGCUAGGCGUGCUGAGGGUCUGGGUGCUCAUGUUUUGGAGCGCAAGCAUUGUCGCCGACUGUGGGGGAGUAUUUUCGCCCAGGAUGCUCUGGUGUGGACGGCGCACCGUAGGGCGGAUGAUGGGCGUCAGGCUAGGCCCUAGUCUCGGCGUGGCAACCAUGGCCUUCUCCUCUCGUUCGUCCCUUGACUCGACGAAGGGGUCACGGCCCCUCGAGGGUGUCGAAGGCCUGUCGAACUUCUCGGGAGAUCUGGGGGUAGAGAUGGCCGAGUCGCGGCCACCUUCGAUCAUGAGGCUGCGAUCUUUGACCGAGGUGGGCUGUAGAGACUGCAUGCGACGGUGGGUCGAGCCGCGCAGCAAGGACCUCUCGGGCGACGGGUCGGCGAUGCGCUUGGUGAGAUGUGGUACCAAGGCGCUCUCGCGUGCCUUCUCGGUCAGGGCGGCAUGGGCCGACUGGAUAGCAGUCGAAGUGCCGGCCCUCGAGACCACGGUGGGCGACUGUGGGUUGAGGGGCAGCGGGGGCGGUGCGCGUUCUGGAUCGGAGCUGUCCCACCUGCUCUGAGUUAGUAUGUGCUAGAUAAACGACAAAGACUAGCAUAUCGCGCACACCGUGACAACCUCGGGUGCAGGGGUUAAGGUAGACGGGGUGGCAUACAUUGGGACCAGGGCGCGACCAUGGUCUGAAGAGGCGGAAUGCUG